AUGCAUUCUCAUCUGCUCAUCUGUGUUUUGGCCAUUAUUCUGGGGCUUGUGGCGCUGGGUGAGGCCAAGCCGCAGCACGGUCGUCACCAUCACCAUAGCCAAAGCUCUGACAGGCACUUGCAUCGCGGGGGCAGUAGAGAACAUGGUGGCAGGUUCGGAGCACGGCGGGAAGGUUUCCAACAUGGACAUGAAAGUUUCGAAAAUGGCAGAUUUGGUAAUGGUGGUUCAAAUCGGGGAGGGUUCGGACAACAAGGAGGUUUCGGUCAGGGAGGCUUUGGUCAGGGAGGCUUUGGCCAGGGAGGCUUUGGUCAGGGAGGCUUCGGCCAACCGGGAAUCGGCCAGGGAGGAUUUGGUGCUUUCGGAUAAUUUACAUGUCAAUAAUGAUUUCAUUGUUUGAUACUUGUUGUUGUUUACCUUGUAAUAAACUCAUCUAGAC
This is a messenger RNA of Cylicocyclus nassatus, 436 nucleotides long. The record is from the annotation of a GenBank genome assembly. NCBI's taxonomy places the organism in Eukaryota, Metazoa, Nematoda, Chromadorea, Rhabditida, Strongylidae.